This is a messenger RNA of Strongylus vulgaris, 522 nucleotides long. NCBI's taxonomy places the organism in Eukaryota, Metazoa, Nematoda, Chromadorea, Rhabditida, Strongylidae. The record is from the annotation of a GenBank genome assembly.
UCUUUAUUAGCCACAGGACAAGUAACUGAUAACACAAAACAAAAUCUACCUACUGCUACCAACAUGCUAUCCUUGAUAUGGGACUGUGUACUUGAAGAUAAUGCCAUCCAGUACGUGAAGACAUGCCCGACAACUAAUUAUAUCCCAGGAAACGAUGAACAGCCAGGGGAGAACCUACAUAGAGUACCAAUUAGCGGCGACAUUCCCACGUACAGAGAUGCGAUCAAAAAUGCAGUAGUGGCAUGGUGGAAAGUUGUUCGUCAAUACCCUGGACCUGGAUCAACUGCAAUGUUUUACCCAAUUCAUUAUGAUAGUCCAAUAGCCACAUAUACUCGGAUGGCUUGGUCUUCUACUAGAAGAUUAGGUUGUUCCAUUGGUCAGUGCUCUUCCGUGUACGUAGUCGUGUGCAGAUACGCACCAAGAGGAAAUGCUAUCUACUAUCCUAUGUACAAUGUCGGAAUGGUUUGCUCUGCGUGUCCCAGAGGAACGAUGUGCAGGCCCGACAGAGGACUUUGUGUAUGA